This is a messenger RNA of Prorocentrum cordatum, 642 nucleotides long. The record is from the annotation of a GenBank genome assembly. NCBI's taxonomy places the organism in Eukaryota, Dinophyceae, Prorocentrales, Prorocentraceae.
AUGUCGUCGGCGAUCGGCGCCACAGCGCCUGUGUUCACCACAGUGCCCGCGUGCACCACAGCGCCGGUGUACACCACAGCACCUAUUUGCACCGCAGCAACCGCGUGCAACACGGCGACAGUGUGCUUCACAGUGCCUGCGUGCAGCACAGCGCUUGUGUACACAGCGCCUGCGUGUACCGCAACAGCCGUCGACAACACGGCGCGCGUCCUCUCGAUGAUGAACACGACGGACUCCGUGCGGGCCGACGACGACGCGGGCACCGAGGUCGACCUGCCGUUCCUGGAGAAGUUCCACGACGCGAGGUGGUUCGACAAGAUAGACAUCGCCGCAGGCAGCAUGCCCAUCUCCUUCGAGCCAGGCAUCCGCUUCAACUCCAAGAUGUACCAUAAGGGGGCCUACGACGGUGGCCAUUGCCGUGGGCGCCUGCAACGCGACGGCAUCCAGCCACCCGCACGGCAUCAUCCACCCGCAGAUGACGUUCGACUCGGAGACGGGCCUGGAGACACCCGCUUCGAGGGGGAGCUGCUGGACACGGACAUCUGGCCCCCGAUGUGGAUGAUCUUCACCAGGCGCUUCGAGUUGGGGCUGAUGGCAACUCCGACCCUGCUGAUGCGGGGCGACUUUGCCGGCGUGGACAAG